AUGCCUUCCUCUUUCUUGUCCCCUUUCCUCUCCUGCCCGUAUCCACCCAUACCAAGGGCUUCUUGGUGGCCGCCGGAGCCGGCUCGGCGUGCUGCCGACGACGUCAUAACGGGGCUGCAGAAGGGCACUGUGGCUGCUUCUUUCCCUCGCGAGCACAAAGCCCUCGGUAUCCUUCUAGGCCCGUUCCGGCCAAGGAGGGGGCGUGCGCGGAUGACAGCCCCCGGGACAAGGCUGGCCGACUCAACCGAAUCUCGCGCUCCGCUGACGAAGUUGGACGGCGUAUCUGUCGUCACGUCAUUCGCCGGUACAGAAGCAGAAGCAGAAGAAGCAGCAAUUUGGAAAGGUGGCCCGUGCCUCCUGGAUAUCGGCACCGCUGUGCAUGUCCAAAACAGCCCGCACGGCAAAUGCGUCCCGAAUGCUGCUUCACAUGUUCGGAUAUGGAGCACGGCGACCGUCUGGGUGGCACGAGGCAAGGGCCAGAGUCCCUAUGCGGCCUCGGCCACAGCUACUGCAACGGGAUGGCUGCGCGGCUCCCCAGGCGAUGAAUGA
Messenger RNA from Trichoderma citrinoviride, 549 nucleotides. RefSeq lists its product as hypothetical. The transcript has 4 exons. The coding region runs from base 1 to 549 and encodes 182 amino acids. The record is from RefSeq and is a predicted model, not a curated record. Lineage: Eukaryota; Fungi; Ascomycota; Sordariomycetes; Hypocreales; Hypocreaceae.